AUGUCAAGCGGCAGUACUAUUGUUUCGUCUGACAAGUCGGGGCGAACAUUUAAGCAUGAGGAAGAACUACCCAAGUUACCAUUACCUAAACUCUGUGACACUUUGCAGCGUCUGAAGGAGAGUUUAGAGCCAUUGUAUUAUGCUGAUGGUUACUAUCAACAUCCUUUAGAUCCAGAACAAAUUGAGAAGCUGUCAUCCAUAAUAAGAGAUUUUGAAGAGAAUCCCGUAAGUGAGAAGCUGCAAUCUAAACUACAGAGCUACCAUGACACUAGGGAUUGCUACCUUGAUGAAUUACACUUAGACAUCAAUAACCAGACCUCCACUAGGGAGAUUCAGGACGAUGUCCUACCCAGGAAUCCCUUCUUGGUUCUCGCAGAUGACGCUUUGCCAAACAUCACUCAAGCUGAUAGGUCAGCCGUCCUAGUGCACUCUGCGGCCAGGUUUAUUUCUGCUUUGAAACAAGAUUUGUUGCCACCAGAUAUCAAUGCCACCAAUGGCAAACCACUGUCAAUGGCUCCAUUUCUGAACUUGUUCGGUACUACUCGUAGUCCUGUUUUUCAGCGCGGUGAGGUUGAAAAUUUUGAUUUGAACAAACCUUACACAGCAUCUGAUUUAGAAGACCCUGAUUAUUCAAGCGAUGAGGACGAUAACGACGAACCCACCCAAAAAGACUUUGAUGACCGUAAAAGAAAACACGAAGAAGACAUAUUCACUGGCAAUGGUAUAACUAUAAAAAGACAUCCGGAUAGCAAACACAUCUUGAUCAUCUCCAGGGGCCAAUACUAUACACUGGAAGUACUUGAUUCGACGAAUAAAAUUAUAUACACUGCUGCAGAAUUAACCACAAUUUUCAACCAUAUAAUAAAAGAUUCUUCUGGCAUUGAAAAAUCAACUGCGUUAGGUAGUUUGACCUCUCACUCUUUUAGAAACUGGAAAUAUGCAAGGAAGAGACUACAGAAAAGGUAUCCUAAUGAAUUACAUCGCAUAGACUCUGCUCUGUUCGUGUUAGUGCUGGACGAAUCACAAGAAGAAACUACCAAUGAUGGCGAUGAUACCGCUGAUAUCAGUCAAAUGUUUAACAGGACUAUCACUGAGCGAGACAAGAAAUGUACUUCCGCCAAUUGUAAGAGAGUGUUUUACGGUACUUCUAUAAUAAAUAGCAAAGGCCAUCAAGUGGGUUCAUGUGUUUCUCGUUGGUAUGAUAAAUUACAGUUAGUUGUCACUGCAGAUGCAAAAGCCACAGUGAUUUGGGAUUCCUUCACAUGUGACGGGUCAGUCGUGCUUCGGUUUACUUCUGAAAUUUAUACAGAAUCAGUCUUGAGAUUAGCUAGAGACGUUAACGCCGGUGACCCACAGUUUUCACUCUGGCCUAACGUGACACAAAUGGAUCCUGAAACUAAAAAACUGAUGACGGCGACCAUAAGUGCCGACGGCGGAGGCCCUUCUGAAAUUGACCCUAAGUUGGUUGUAAAUAAAAUCGAUUGGUCUUUCAGUAACAUCCUGAACACACAUGUCCAUUUGUCAGAAACCAAACUAGCUGAUCUGAUUUCCAAGUAUGAUAUUGUUCGCGCUUCUAUUCCAUUGGGCAGAAGGUCAGCUCAAAGAUUAGGAGUCAAGCCCGAUUCGAUGGUUCAAGUAGCUUUACAAAUAGCUCACUAUGCUUUGUAUGGAAGAAUGGUGUUUGGAUUAGAACCAGUAUCCACACGUGGUUUCAAAAACUCGAGAUCAUCUUUUAUUAACAUUCAAAGUCAAGCGCUGUUGGAACUAUGUCAAUUGUUUAUUUCUAGCUCCAUUGAUGGGACAGAUAAAUUAGACAAAUUUAUCCAAACCUGCGAAACACAUAAUAACAUGGUUAAACAUGCAAAGUCUGGGGUAGGUUAUGAAAAACACUUCAAUGCAUUGAAAUAUCUCUUCAAAUUUCAUGACCAUUUUGGUAUCCACUUAAGUGGUGAUGAAUCAUCUGCUGCGAAAGAUCUUUUCGAAAAUCCACUUGUUUUACCUUUCUCACAGCCUGAGUUGAUUGUUGCCAACUGUGGUAAUGCUGCUACCACGACAUUUGGUAUAACUCCUGCUGUACCUCAUGGCUUUGGAAUAGGGUACAUCAUUAAAGAUGAUCAAGUAGAUUUGACCGUGACAUCGCAAUUUCGACAGGGUGACAGGUUAAUGUUUAUGUUAAGUUGGGUGUUAGGCGAAAUUCGUUCCUACUGGAGGAUGUCACGCGGCACUUCUCAUAAUAAAACUGGCGUGAAGAUCAGUCCAGUGGUCGAUAAAUUGUAUGAAAUGGACAAUGCAGUCAAUAAUCCUCCGAAACGUAACGGCCAUACAGUCAAUGGCUCCCGCAAAACAUCUUCUUCAUCACAGGUAAAUUUGAACAGGUAUGGCGGGUUUUUCGAUUUGGAAGGCCACAUUGACAGUAGGAAUAUAUCUAAAACACCAUCGAUGAAGAAUUUGCAGAAAACCUUCAAUGGCUUGACCAUGAGCGCAGACAAUGAUCAUUCAAGUUCCGCAGUUUCCGUUCCCACAGAAAAGGAAAAAUUAAAUACAGGCCAUGAAAUUUUACAGAUCCAACCGCGGGAAGUGGCAAGUAAUGGGUUGGAAGCAGAUGAUGAGACAGAUAUUGAAAUAGUUGCUGGCAAUGCUGAUGGCACAUCCUCUUCGGCAUCUUCAGCUACAUCUCUAAAUUCCAAGAAACGUAACGUCAUCAACUCAAGAUUCGAUAUUGAUUUUGACCGCAGUCGUGUGGGUAGAAAGGUGGCGACCUUAGAUCAAUAA
This is a messenger RNA of Saccharomyces cerevisiae S288C, 2772 nucleotides long. It is a transcript of the gene YAT2, whose product is annotated as carnitine O-acetyltransferase YAT2. Gene Ontology annotation, molecular function: carnitine O-acetyltransferase activity; acyltransferase activity; carnitine O-acyltransferase activity. Lineage: Eukaryota; Fungi; Ascomycota; Saccharomycetes; Saccharomycetales; Saccharomycetaceae. Bases 1 to 2772 code for a protein of 923 amino acids. The transcript has a single exon. Gene Ontology annotation, cellular component: cytoplasm. The record is from RefSeq and is marked reviewed.